UAUUCUCACACGAUCGACUACGUUCAACUAACGAGCCCGGCCAGCUAUGGGAGAUAAUAGUGCUGUUUCUACAGAGCUACGCCUUUCCCUCCCCAACCACCGCCAAGAAGAACUCAACUUGUCGUCGUCCGGUUCGUCCCUCCCGCCGCCAAUUUCACAUCCCUCUCCCCUCUCAUGGGGCUGCUCUCCAAUAAAUCUUCCAAAAAAAAGAAAGAUUCCUUCCAAAUCAUCCAAGCAAUCCAAACAUUAUUGGAACUCUUAUACUGAUUCCACAUCUCUCACCCUUUCUCUGCCAAAUCCGUAUCCCCCCGUCGUCUCGUUGGGUCUCUGUCCCGAUCUCCCCUUGAUCGGGACAGACCGCAAAAGAAACGCGACUCUGCCAGCAUCCAAGAAGACCAAGAACAAGGAUAAUACAAAUAAUGGUUCAAGAAUUAUCACCCAAGACGACAACAAGACCGUUUCUACGGCCCUCAGCCUUUCUUCCAUGAACACAAGUCAUGGGUAUGGGGUUUUCGUCCCCGACGACGACCAACACGAACUCAAAUUGGCCCCCUUGCCACCGAAUCGGCCGUACCCCUCCGAACCCAAUAAGAAUGCCCAGCAGAACUGUUUUGAGAAGAGGCGAACUGAAAGCGACGCGGAUGGAUUAUCGAGGACGUUGAGUAAAGUCCACUGCGAAAGGAAGGAUGAAGAGGCAUUUUUUCUAUUCGCAAUGAGAAUCGCCGGGAAAUGUAUCGCCGUCGGAGGCAGGAAUGAGGGCGGGAGUACGAGCGGUGGCUGCGGCGGUGACGCCGUGUCCAGAGGCGGAAAAGGACUGGUGGCGGUAGUUGGGAUGAAAUUGGAUUCGGGAAGUAAGGAACUGUUGACUUGGGCUCUGGUGAAAAUUGCCCGGCCUGGAGAUAGCGUCAUUGCUCUUCAUAUCUUCAAUCCCAAUAGCGAUAAAUCGGAGAUGCUAUCACUGAUGAAGACCCUUGAUUCAUUGGUUGCCGCUUAUGAAGGUUUUUGCAAUUUAAAGCAGGUUGAUCUUGAGUUCAAGGUGUGUAGAGGGUCACCAGCUCGUAAGGUUCUAGCCAGUGAGGCAAACAUUUACGACGCACCAAAUUUGGUUGUCGGUACUUCAAGCACCCACCACAAUAUUAGAUCAUCUCUUUCAGUUGCAAAGUACUGUGGAAGGAAGGUCAGGAAGAGCAUAUCUGUUAUUGCUGUCAAUAAUGGCAAGGUUGUCUAUCACAGGGUGGCAACCGCCUCUACUGGCAAGGGAUCCCACAUCUCCAAUGUGCUUGAACUGAGUUCAGAAAGUAAGACCUUGGCCAUAAGUCCCAAUGCAGCAGAUCCAGAGGACAAUUCUUUUAAACAGCUACCGUUGUCAAGUAGUGGCAAUGUGGAUACUUUGGCUUUGCUGCCCAUAGUACCUUUUAAGCCAAUGGAUGUGUGUCAAUCAAGUUCAGGGUCAGCAUUGUUCAGAAAAGUGUUUCAUCAGAACUUAAAAUCUGGAAAACAUUCUUCAAAAACGCCUCACGUAUUGCAAUGGAAUAAAAAAGUACAAUGUGAACAAUCUUUCGGAGACCUCGAUCACAAACAAAACAUGUAUGAUGGGCUUUGCCAUUCUCCAAACUCGGAUGUUGUAGAAGCCUCAAAUAAAAGCCCCACUUUUCGAAUUCCCAAGGAAGUAGAGUGCCUUACCGAGAAGUACUCAUCUAUAUGCAGGUUGUUUCGCUACCAGGAACUCUUGAGAGCAACCUCUGGUUUUCUGCAUGAAAAUAUAAUUGGAAAUGGUGGCAGUAGUAAGGUAUACAAAGGGUGUCUUCCAGAUGGGAUGGAGGUGGCAGUGAAAAUUUUCAAGCCAUCAGAAAUCGUAGUAAAACAAUUUUGUUCAGAACUAGAGAUUAUUACAAGCUUGCAUCACAAACACAUUAUUUCACUUCUUGGGUAUUGCGUGGAAGAAAAUAACAUUCUCUUAGUUUAUGAUCUGUUAUCCCGAGGAAGCCUUGAAGACAAUCUCCAUGGUCCUCAAAAUGGUGGGAAUUCAUUUGGUUGGGACGAUAGAUACAAGGUUGCUUUGGGGGUGGCUGAGGCAUUGGACCAUCUACAUAAUUCAGCCACGGGAUCAAUUAUCCACAGGGAUGUAAAAUCAUCAAACAUUCUUCUCUCAGACGAUUUUGGACCAAAGCUGUCUGAUUUUGGGCUUGCAACAUCAGCUUCAGUUUCUUCCUGCGAUUUAGAUGACACUGACAUUGUUGGCACAUUUGGGUACAUGGCUCCAGAAUAUUUUAUGAAUGGAAAAGUUAAUGAAAAAAUUGAUGUAUAUGCAUUGGGCGUGGUACUUCUUGAACUUUUAUCUGGUAGAAAGCCGAUUGACAAUACUAAUUCAAAGCAGCAGGAGAGUUUGGUCAUGUGGGCAAAACAAACAUUGAAGGAUGGAAAGGCUGCAGAUUUACUGGAUUUAAGAUUGCUUGACACAUAUAAACAUGAGGAGUUUGAGAGGAUGGUAUUAGCUGCCACCCUUUGUAUCAAACGGGCACCUAGUCGACGCCCUCCAAUUGACAUAGUUGUAAAGCUCCUCCGAGGUGAAGAAGAAGCCAUUGGUUGGGCAAUGCAACAAGCAAACAGUUCGGACGAUGUAGUAGACGUGGACGAUGAAGAACAGCAUCCCCCUCCAGCAAACAUACAUUCUUUUAUUAACGUCGCGCUGCAAAAUUUGGAUUCUGAGUCCCUUUCGAGCUGUGGAUCCAAUCAGAACAUAUCUGUAGAGGAUUAUUUGCGUGGCAGAUACAGCGGUUCCUCCAGCUUCAAUUAAUUAUUCUUUCCAAGGCACAUAUGUCGUUGGCUCCCGAAACCUACAUGUACGCAAGCAUUCCCUCACAUAGGUUCUGAAUUCAAUGUCUAAGCAUUUACUGGUAUAUAGUAAAGAAAGAUGUAACAAUACAACAGUUUCACAUUAUUAUUAUCUUAAAAAAUAUGUGAAGUACACAAAAGCAGCAGAACAAGCCUUUUAUCAGAUUAGAAUAAUUAGAUCAUUAGACUUCAAAUUCGGUGUGUCGCCUUCUCUCUUUUCUGUGAACUCAAGUAAUCCAUAAGUAAAAGAAUAAAUACUUCCUUUGCCU
Molecule: messenger RNA, 3104 nt
Organism: Cuscuta campestris
Lineage: Eukaryota; Viridiplantae; Streptophyta; Magnoliopsida; Solanales; Convolvulaceae
Source: the annotation of a GenBank genome assembly